Molecule: messenger RNA, 1194 nt
Organism: Caretta caretta (loggerhead turtle)
Lineage: Eukaryota; Metazoa; Chordata; Testudines; Cheloniidae
Gene: PAXX
Product: PAXX non-homologous end joining factor
Biological process (GO): double-strand break repair via nonhomologous end joining
Cellular component (GO): nonhomologous end joining complex; site of double-strand break; nucleus
Molecular function (GO): molecular adaptor activity
Source: RefSeq, a predicted model, not a curated record
CCUCCCAGCCCGGCCCCUUCCUGCCCCAGCCUCUGGCCUGGGGAGCGGCCCCCAGCCCCGCUAGGGCCGAGCUGCCCGCGCCCUGGGUCCCCCACCCCAGGCAUGGCCGAGCCGGCGGGGCCCUUUUACGCGCUGCGGCUCGGGGAUCACCAGUAUCUCUGCUACUGCGCCGCGCAGGAGAGCAGCGGCUUCAAUAUCUAUGUAACCAAUGCAUCUGAGGUGUGGAGUACUGAUUUCACCCCGGAGAAGCUGGAAGGACAUAAGGCCCAGAGUGGGAUGUGUCCUUCUGAAGAUUACAGCACAAAGUUCAGAGAAGCCUUUGAGCACAGAGCUGCUGCCUUGACAGUACAUGACAGCAAAGCCACCCUGCAGCUGAAGGAAGGUACCUGGAGCUUGACUUUUGACCUAUUCAAGCUACCCUGCUCUGAAGCUAGGAACCAGUUGCAGGCAUUGAUGUUUGGCUUAGUGGGGUGUGUCAGCAGCCUGGAGAAACGUCUUGAAGCUGCAGAGGAUGCUGCUGCUUCAUGCAGUCCAGAGAAGAACCUGCUCCAGAGCCAAAGGCUGUUGAUCCCAGACCUGAGUCCCAGGAAGAACAGGGGAGGCGGCUCAGCCAUGACAGCCAAGAGACGAGUCCCAGGAGAGUCUCUCAUUAACCCGGGAUUCAAAAGUAAGAAGGCACCGACCGGGGUGGAUUUUGAAGACUCCUGACGCAGCCUGGACCCCUCUGAUGUGCAUCCCCUUAAUGAAGCUUUUUAAUGACCUGUGCAAACUGUGGUGGUUUACCGCCCUACCUAAGAACUUCCAGCCUCCUGCCACGCACCAUGUGUGAAUGCUGAGAGCCUUGCCCGGCCCUGUGUUCAACCACAUCGUGGGGAGUGGACGUGGCACUUGCAAUCUGAGGGCCAGGAACCCUCCACUACAACCAUGAGCCAUGCAGCCAUGGCGGGAAGCAGAACCUCCAACAGAGGCCAUUGGCCUGAGCUCUGGACAGAGUGGCUACCCUUCUCGAAACGCAGCCCAGGGGGUCAAGCCCAUGCCCCCCAGCUGCUCCCUUCAGUCCCCCGCUGCUGGCAGGCCGUCUCCCUCGCUCCGCACAAGGGGCUGGGCAUGAAUUACUGUUUUAAUGACUUUUCACCAAUGUGUUAACUCCACGCUGUGUGUCUGUAACUUAUUCUAAAUAAACCCAUGACUCCA